GAAAGGUGCAUUCACUGGCUCGUUUGAAUUGGAAGCACAAAGCCGUCGAGCUGGAAUAUCUGCUUGCAUCACACCCGCCUGUAGAAACACUGGACGCUGGAAGGACGACGACUAUCAGCCUGGGAGAGUCCGUGUAUUUACCUAUCUGCGCAGUUUACACACACAAAGCUGCUAAAAAUGAGCAAAAUCUCGCAACUUUUCAAGGGGAGCGCCAGCUCGAAUUCAUCGAGCUCUUCGAGGUCCAGACACCACCGGUCACGGGGGGGACCUUCAGCCCAGGAGGCCAUCCACAAACUCCGGGAAACAGAGGAAAUGCUGACGAAGAAACAAGCCUACCUGGAGAACAGGAUAGAGCAGGAGCUUAUGAUAGCCAAGAAGAAUGGCACAAAAAACAAGCGGGCCGCCCUGCAGGCCUUGAAGAGGAAGAAGCGCUUGGAGCAGCAGCUCACGCAGAUCGAUGGCACGCUCUCCACCAUCGAGUUUCAGAGGGAAGCUUUGGAGAAUUCACACACCAACACGGAGGUCCUGAAGAACAUGGGCUUUGCCGCCAAGGCCAUGAAGAAGGUCCACGAGAACAUGGACGUUGAUAAGAUAGAUGAUCUGAUGCAGGACAUCACAGAGCAACAGGACGUGGCCCAAGAGAUUAGCGAAGCGAUCUCCAGACCUUUCGGCGAGACAUUUGAUGAGGAUGAACUGCUGGCAGAGCUCGCAGAGCUGGAACAGGAGGAGCUUGAGAACAACAUGAAGAGUAUGGGCGGACUACCCAGCGUGCCCAGCGCCAAACUGCCUUCAGCACGGCCCCAGCAGCGCGCAACAACCAAGAAAAGGGUUGAAGAAGAUGACGACAUGCGUAUGUUGGCAUCGUGGGCAACCUAACCACAGCAACUAAGACAGCAUCUCCCUUAGAGAAAUUAACAUACACAUCUCAUGUUUUUUUUUGUUUUAGCUUUUUAAGUUAAUUUUAAAGGUUUUUAGGGAAAAUGCAUUAUUAUUAUUUUUUAAAUAAUCGUUUUUUAACAUUUGUGUGAUGGUAACUUUACAGGUUAUAUUUAUUAAGAAAUAACAAAAUUUAAGUGAAGGAAUCAACAAACUGCAUUUUAGAUUUUUCUCUUAUUUUCUCUUUUUCAGUUUUCCUUUCUUUACUGUUAUCAUUCUUACUUACUCUGUGUACAUAAUGCACUACUUUCUUAGGGCUAAUUAAGACAUAAGGAAAUUACUGAUGUUUUUCAUACAGAGCAGAAUGCUAAACUGUAUUUCAUACAGCUGUAAAUAAAGUCUGAUUUUGAAUUAAUGUUGUAAAUAUAUUGCUCUAUCAAUGUUCAACAAUAAAACAGUCCCCUACAUUGU
Micropterus salmoides (largemouth bass) is the source of this 1347-nucleotide messenger RNA. It is a transcript of the gene chmp4c, whose product is annotated as charged multivesicular body protein 4C. Gene Ontology annotation, cellular component: cytoplasmic side of plasma membrane; ESCRT III complex; multivesicular body. The coding region runs from base 178 to 876 and encodes 232 amino acids. Gene Ontology annotation, biological process: vesicle budding from membrane; late endosome to vacuole transport via multivesicular body sorting pathway. The record is from RefSeq and is a predicted model, not a curated record. Lineage: Eukaryota; Metazoa; Chordata; Actinopteri; Centrarchiformes; Centrarchidae. The transcript has 5 exons.